UCAGUUGCCAGCACCGUUAGCUAGCUAAGCUAUAUCUGUCCCGUCCAGCUCCGAGCUCUCACCGCCAAUCACCAUGGCUCUUCUCCCCCACCUCACCUUCCUAAUGGCCUCAUCACUGCUCCUGCUCCUCGCAACCGCAGCCGAAGCUGCAGCCACGCCCGCCAAUGCCACGGCCGGCGACCUCUCAGCCCUCCUCGCCUUCAGAGCCCGGGUGUCCGACCCUACCGGCGUCCUCCGUGGCAACUGGACGGCCGCCACGCCCUACUGCGGCUGGGUCGGCGUCUCCUGCGGCCGCCGCCACAAGGAGCGCGUCACGGCCCUGGCGCUCCCCGGCGUGCCGCUGGGCGGCGCCCUGGCGCCCGAGCUCGGCAACCUCUCCUUCCUCUCCACCCUCGACCUCAGCGACACCCAGCUCGGGGGCCCCGUCCCGGCCUCCCUCGGGAAGCUGGCGCGCCUCGCCUACCUCAACCUUUCGAGCAACUAUCUUUCGAGCGCCGUGCCAGCGUCUCUCGGCGACCUCACCGGGCUUCAAGCCCUCGACCUCUACUCCAACAACCUCACCGGCGGGAUCCCAAACGAGCUGCGCAAUCUGCGGAGCGUCGUGUACCUCGAUCUGAGCAGGAACGAGCUGAGCGGGCCGGUGCCGCGGGGCGUGUUCAACGGCACGUCCCAGCUGAGCUACCUGAGCCUCGCACGCAACAACCUGAUGGGCAACAUUCCUAGCGACGUCGGUUUCUCCCCGAACCUUGCAGUCCUCUCUCUGUCGUGGAACCAGCUUUCGGGGCAGAUCCCAUCCUCACUGUUCAACAAGUCCAGUCUGCUGCAACUGUUCUUGUCCAACAACAACCUCUCCGGGCUGCUGCCGAGCAAUCAGAGCUGCUUCAAUCUUCCAAUGUUGCAGCGCGUGACUCUCCACGGAAACAAUCUCGCCGGCAUCGUGCCCCCGGGCUUCGGGGCGUGCAAGUACCUGCAGAGUUUCAAUCUGGCCUACAACCGCUUCACCGGCGGAAUACCGUCGUGGCUGGCGUCCAUGCCGGAGCUGGCGGUCAUCUCACUAGGUGGUAACGACCUUUCCGGCGAGAUCCCCGCCGGCUUGAGCAAUCUUACCGGCCUCGCCGUGCUAGACUUCACCACGAGCGCCCUGCAUGGGAAGAUCCCGCCGGAGUUGGGCCGGCUGACGCAGCUGCAGUGGCUUAACCUCGAAAUGAACGACUUGACAGGUACCAUUCCGACCUCCAUCAAGAACAUGUCUGUGAUCUCCAUCCUUGACAUGUCCUACAACUUGCUUACUGGGCCCGUGCCACGAAAAGCUUUCGGGGAGUCUCUUGCUGAGCUCUACAUUGCCGGGAACAAGCUCGGUGGAGACGUCAGCUUCCUCGCGGACUUGUCGAGAUGCAAGAGCCUCAAAUACAUCGUCAUGGAGAAAAAUUACUUCACCGGUAGUAUCCCCAACUCUGUCAGCAAUCUCUCCUCCCUCCAGAUCUUUAGAGCAUUUGAGAACCAAAUAACAGGGCACGUCCCAAAUAUGCUGGCAAAUCGGAGUAGCAUCUCGUUCCUUGAUCUUCGGAACAACCGAUUAAGCGGGGAGAUUCCAAUAUCAAUUACAGAGCUAAAGAAUCUCAAAGGUCUAGAAUUGUCUGAUAAUGAGUUGUCUGGGACUAUCCCCGUACACAUUGGUAAAUUAGAAAACCUGUUUGGCUUGGGCUUGGCCAACAACAAGCUCUACGGCCCUAUACCAGAUAGUAUUGGAAAUCUGAGUAACCUACAAACCUUAGAAUUAUCAAAUAAUCAGUUCGCUUCAACAAUUCCCAUGGGGCUAUGGGGCAUUCAGAACAUUGUGAACCUUGAUCUGUCCCGAAACGCCUUGAGCGGCGCUUUGUCGGAAGAUGUCGAAAAUCUGAAGGCAAUAACCUAUUUGGACCUUUCUUCCAACCGGUUCCUUGGCAACAUACCAAUUUCAUUGGGAGUGCUCCGCACAUUGACCUACCUGAAUUUAUCAAAGAACAGUCUCCAAGAUCAGGUACCGGAUGACAUUGGUAAGCUAAGUAGCAUUAAAGCGUUGGAUCUUUCAUACAACGCACUGUCUGGUACCAUCCCAAAGUCCUUUGCCAAUCUCAGCUAUCUCACAAGCCUAAAUCUAUCUUUCAAUACACUCUAUGGACAAAUCCCAAAGAGCGGUGUUUUCUCAAACAUCACACUACAGUCAUUGGAAGGGAACACCGCACUAUGUGGUCUUCCACGCCUUGGGUUCCCACAAUGCCCAAAUGAUGUGUUCAAGCAUCACCACCGAUUUGGUCUCCUAAAACUUGUACUUCCUAGUGUUGUAGCCGCCAUUGCAAUAGGAGUUUGCUUGUUCGUCCUGAUCAGGACUCGUGUUAUCAAGAGGCCAAAGGAGCUGCCAGCCACUAGCUUGGAGCCACACAGCAAUUAUAAACCAAUCUCCUACUUUGAAUUGGCUCGUGCCACAAAUAACUUCGAUAAUGAUAACCUACUAGGAUCUGGAAGCUUUGGCAAAGUAUUUAGAGGCGUAUUGGAUGAUGAGCAAAAUGUCGCGAUAAAGGUCCUCAACAUGGAACUAGAAAGAGCCACAAUUAGCUUUGAUGUCGAGUGCCGUGCGCUUCGCAUGGCUCGACAUCGAAACUUGGUUAGGAUACUCACCACUUGCUCGAAUUUGGACUUCAAGGCUCUAGUGCUCCAAUACAUGCCAAAUGGGAGCCUAGAUGAGUGGCUGUUCUCCGGUAACCGUCGUGGGCUAGGACUGGUCCAAAGGGUGAGCAUCAUGUCAGAUGUGGCUCUUGCAAUGGCUUACCUUCACCAUGAGCACUUUGAGGUAGUCCUGCACUGUGAUCUCAAGCCGAGCAACGUGUUGCUUGAUGAAGAUAUGACGGCUUGCGUAGCCGACUUCGGCAUCGCAAGGAUGUUGCUGGGAGAGGAUACUUCCAUAGUCUCGAGGAACAUGCAUGGAACAAUCGGUUACAUGGCACCAGAGUACGCCUCGACCGGUAAGGCGUCAAGGAAGAGCGACGUGUUCAGCUACGGGAUAAUGCUUCUCGAAGUCAUGACCGGGAAGAAGCCCACCGACGCCAUGUUCAACGAGGAGCUGAGCCUCAGGGAGUGGGUCAGCCAGGCUUUCCCAUCGAGACUUGCCCAGGUCGUGGAUCAUAGCGUCCUCCUUCUAGACGAGGAGGCAACAAGCAGCGGAGGAGGUAUCCAACAGGUCAGCUGGUCAUCCGGGGAAGGACCUCGCGACGGCUGGACCUGCCUAGAGCAGGUGGUGGACUUGGGUUUACAGUGCUCGCGGGACUCGCCUGAGCAGAGGCUGGCGAUGAAGGACGUGGCUGCUAAGCUUGCACGGAUCAAGGAGCGUUUAUCAUCCUCCAGAUGAUUUUCUGCAACUGAAGGCCAAUGAUUGGGGGUGUGGCCGUCAGAGAUCAGAUGCUAAGCUAGUGAAUGCUUAGCAUUCUGAAACUUCUGCAGGUUUAGAUGGCCCCAAUAAGGAUGCAGUUGCAGCCAGGGUUUACAAAACCGGUGGGAACCGGUCCGGUCCGGUUCCGGUUUGGGCCGGUACCAAACCGGCCCAAAUUCAAAAUUCAAAUUUGAAUUCAAAAA
Messenger RNA from Panicum virgatum (switchgrass), 3609 nucleotides. Its product is annotated as receptor kinase-like protein Xa21. Gene Ontology annotation, cellular component: plasma membrane. Lineage: Eukaryota; Viridiplantae; Streptophyta; Magnoliopsida; Poales; Poaceae. Gene Ontology annotation, biological process: protein phosphorylation. The record is from RefSeq and is a predicted model, not a curated record. Gene Ontology annotation, molecular function: protein binding; protein kinase activity; ATP binding. The transcript is spliced from 2 exons. The coding region runs from base 74 to 3385 and encodes 1103 amino acids.